CGCAGCUUGGUACUUGGUUUCUAAAAUCUGAACUGUUUCGAAGGAAAUGUUUGAGAAUGUAUAAUUUUUGAUAAAUUUCGAUGACAGUUCCUCGGUUUUUAGUGAGUGGCGAAUCGAGUUUCUAAUCUCCGAAAAUGGCUUCGAGCGAAGGAGUUCCUCCAGCACUUCCUGGAUAUCCGCCAGGAACACCAAAUAUGGGAUCGACUUUUGGGCCACCGAUUCUUCCCACAGCUCCAUUUAUUCCUCCACCGGGUUUACCGCCAGGACCUCCGGGGAUGAUGCCUCCGCAAUUUUCCAUUCCCCCACCCGGAUUUGGUUUUCCGAUGGGUGCUGCUCCUCAACCGGAACCUGUUGUUAUUGCUGCUGCUCCACAAAUUACGGCCCCGGGAGUUCCGCCACCGGCUCCAACUUCAAGUGAAGUAAAGUCAGUGACAGCCGGAUUGGAGAAAAAAUGCGAUUGGUCGGAGCACAAAGCCCCAGAUGGUCGUACAUAUUAUUACAACAGUGUAACAAAACAGUCCUUGUGGGAGAAACCUGACGAAUUGAAGACGCAGAGCGAACUUCUUUUAUCGCAGUGUCCUUGGAAAGAGUACAAAUCGGAAAAUGGCAAGGUUUAUUAUCACAAUGUGUCGACAAAGGAAUCGAGGUGGUCGAUUCCUGCGGAAUUAGAGGAACUGAAGACCAGAAUUGUUGCCGAGGAAGCUGCAGCUGCUGCAGGAGGUGCUGUCGCCAGCGUCACGAAUUCUGUACCAAUGGCGCAACACAUGUCGCCGAAUAUCACGACUCUCUCGCAAACAAGUACUCCGGAACCUGGCGGGAAAUCGGCGAUAGAACAAGCGAUGGCAGCGACUCUCGCAGCAAUAAAUAUUCCAACUCCUCCGACGAAACAAGCUGAUGACGAUAGUAAUUCGGCGAAGGAUUCGGCAAAUGGAAGUCGCACCAGCACUCCGGAACCGAAAAUGCAGUUUAAGGAUAAGAAGGAGGCGAUUGAAGCUUUCAAGGAGCUUCUAAAAGAAAAGGAAGUUCCUUCAAAUGCGACCUGGGAGCAGGCGGUGAAGAUGAUUCAAAAUGAUCCCAGGUAUCCGCAGAUGAAGAAGCUGAAUGAACGGAAGCAGGCCUUUAAUGCAUACAAAACUCAGAGAUUAAAGGAGGAACGCGAACAAGAGAGGCUUCGAUUGAAGAAAGCGAAAGAAGACUUGGAAGCUUUUUUGCUGGAACCGGACCGAAUGUCGAGUACGACCAAGUAUUACAAAUGCGAGGAAAUGUAUGGAAAUUUGGAGGUUUGGAGAUCAGUGGGCGAUUCGGAUAGAAGAGAUAUUUACGAGGAUGUGGUGUUCAAUUUGGCGAAGCGUGAAAAAGAGGAGGCGAAGCUGCUGAAGAAGCGAAAUACGAAGCGACUCGCGCAAGUUUUAGACGCCAUGACGGACGUUACUUACAGAACAACUUGGCAGGAAGCUCAGGCAUUGCUUUUGCAGCAUUCUGCCUUCGCUGACGAUGCAGAUCUUCUGCAGAUGGAUAAGGAGGAUGCGCUUUUGGUCUAUGAAAAUCAUAUUCGACAAUUGGAAAAGGACGAGGAGGAGGAAAAAGAGAGGGAGAAGAAGAGGCGAAAAAGACAGGAGAGGAAGAAUCGAGACGGUUUUAUCAGCCUCCUGGACGAGCUACACGAGCAAGGAAAAUUAACAUCAAUGUCUCUUUGGGUGGAACUUUAUCCCAUGUUGUCCGCGGAUCUCCGAUUUUCCGCAAUGCUCGGCCAAUCAGGCUCGACUCCUCUCGAUCUGUUCAAAUUCUACGUAGCCGAUCUCAAGUCCAGGUUCCAUGACGAGAAGAAAAUAAUUCGCGAGAUUCUGAAAGACCGGAACUUCGAGGUCCAGGUGAACACGACCUUCGAAGAAUUCGCGACAGUCGUUUGCGAAGAUAGAAAAUCGGCAACCUUGGAUGCUGGAAAUGUCAAGCUCACCUAUAAUUCGCUUCUGGAAAAGGCGGAAGCGCGAGAAAAGGAGAGAGUGAAAGAGGAGACGCGAAAGUUUAAGAAACUCGAAUCAGGUUUCAAGAAUUUGCUCAAGACACUGGGUGUGGAUUAUCAAAUGUCGUGGGAGCACGUGAGGGCGAAAAUUGAGGAGGAAGUGGAUUUUAAGGCGAUUUCGCUGGAGAGUGAGAGAUUGAGAAUUUUUAAGGAGUAUCAGCACGAGUUGGAGGAGAGUUGUAGUCAUCAUCAUAUUAGGAGUCGGAAAAAGAAGAUGAAGAAGCCAAAAAGAAAGAGUCGAUCCAGAUCUCACAGUGACUCCGAAGGAAGGGAGACCCCCACAUAG
Molecule: messenger RNA, 2309 nt
Organism: Belonocnema kinseyi
Lineage: Eukaryota; Metazoa; Arthropoda; Insecta; Hymenoptera; Cynipidae
Gene: Prp40
Product: pre-mRNA-processing factor 40 homolog B
Exons: 8
Coding region: 135-2309 (724 amino acids)
Biological process (GO): mRNA cis splicing, via spliceosome
Cellular component (GO): U2-type prespliceosome; U1 snRNP
Molecular function (GO): protein binding; RNA binding
Source: RefSeq, a predicted model, not a curated record